This is a messenger RNA of Apiotrichum porosum, 822 nucleotides long. RefSeq lists its product as uncharacterized. Lineage: Eukaryota; Fungi; Basidiomycota; Tremellomycetes; Trichosporonales; Trichosporonaceae. Gene Ontology annotation, molecular function: RNA binding. Bases 1 to 822 code for a protein of 273 amino acids. The record is from RefSeq and is a predicted model, not a curated record. Gene Ontology annotation, biological process: mRNA cis splicing, via spliceosome. Gene Ontology annotation, cellular component: catalytic step 2 spliceosome. The transcript is spliced from 4 exons.
AUGUCGCAAGCGCAUCGCCCAACAUGGAACCCGACCAUGGGCAAGGAGACCAAGUCGGGCAGCCAGAUGGUCUCCAAGUGGGGCCUGGCGUCGCACACAAAACUCAAGUUCCGCCAGCCCGGCCAGACCAACACGUCGGACGUUGCGCGCCGCGACCUGCGCGCCGAGCUUGCGGCUGCCGAGCGCGUGGCCGAGAACAAGAAGCGUAAAGCCGCGGGACUGCAGCCUCUGCCGCCCGUCGCGGGCGCUCUGCAGAUCGAGAACGGCAGUGCGGCCGCGAGCGAGGCGGCGGCCGACGACGACGAGGAACGUGCCAAGAGGCGAAAGGUGCUCGAGGAGGCGGCCGAGCUCGACAAGGACGACAGCAGUGACGACGACGAUGAUGAGGAUGAGGAUGAGGCGGAUAAGGGCAAGGGCAAGGCUGGCGGCGAUGACGAUGACGACGAUGAGGACGACGACGACGACAGCGACGACGAUGACGAGGACGACACCGCGGCGCUGAUGGCCGAGCUGGCGCGCAUCAAGCAGGAGCGUGCAGAGGAGAAGGCUCGCUUGGAAGCCGAGGCCAACGCCGAGACCGCCGCCGACCGCGAGGCCGAGAUUGCCACUGGCAACCCGCUCCUCAACCUCCAGGCUGCCCUGGGACAGACCCCGAGUGCGGCCAGCACCACGUCGACGUUUGCUGUCAAGCGUCGGUGGGAUGACGACCUCAUCUUCAAGAACCAGACCGCCGGCCAGAGCGACAAGCCAAAGGGCGAGUUUGUCAACGACCUCUUGCGUUCCGAGUUUCACAAGAAGUUCAUGCAGAAGUUCAUCAAGUAA